AACAAAGUGGCUAUAUAUACAGCUAGCUCUACAGAACUCAAACUAGCAUAGAAAAAAAAAACCUAACGAUCCAGAGAGAAAGAGAGAGAUGGAAGGAGUCUACGUUCCUGCUUUCAGAAGGAAGGAGAAGACGACAGACAUGGAGCGAGAAUCAUGGGACGAGCUCCGGAGAAGAAUCAACGCCUUGGUGAACAAGGCAAGCGCGAACAACCUGCGCCACGUGGCUUUGGAACUCUUCCAAGAAGAUCUGAUCAGAGGCAGAGGCCUCUUGUGCAGAUCGUGCAUGAAAUCUCAGAUGGCUUCUCCCGCUUUCUCCGACGUGAUCGCCGCUCUGAUCGCCGUCGUGAACUCCAAGCUUCCUUCGGUCGGCGACCUCUUGCUGAGAAGGUUGGUUCUGCGGAUCCGAAGGGCUUAUGAUCGUAACGACAAGCCUCUUUUGUUGGCUGUAGUUAGGUUCCUCGCGCAUCUCGUGAACCAGCGGGUGGCUUGCGAGGUUAUCGCCCUCGAGGUUGUACACAUGCUUCUCGGCGAGCCUACCGAGAGCAGUGUCGAGGUCGCUGUCGCGUUUGUUAGAGAGUGUGGUGCGUUGCUUCUUGAGGUCUCUCCGAGUGGUAUUAACGUGAUCUUUGACGUGUUUCGAAGGAUUGUUCAAGAAGGGGAUUUGGAGUUUAGGUCUCGGUGUUUGGUCGAGUCUUUGGUCGCUCUUAGGAGAGCUAAUUUCGAGGGCCGUCCAGCGGUUCGUGAUAAGUUGGAUCUUGUUGAUUCAGACGAGAAAGUGACGCAUGUCAUCUCUCUGUUUGAUGAGUCUGAUCCCGAGACUUCUCUUGACGUCUACAAGCCUGACCCUGAGUUCCACCAGAACGAGAAGAAGUACGAGCAGCUUAAAAGGAAGAUACUUGGGGAGCAAGAAAAAGAAGAAGUAGAUGAUGAUGAUGAUGAUGAUGAUAAUGAUGAUGAUGAAGGGACAGUUAUACAUGAUCAUACAGAAACCGAUCUUGUCAGUCUGAGGAGGACAAUUUAUCAAACGAUCAUGUCAAGUCUUAAUUUCGAGGAAGCGGGGCAUAAACUGCUCCAAAUCAGACUCGAACCGGGUCAGGAGAUGGAGCUAUGCGUUAUGAUCCUCGAAUGUUGCGCUGAGGAGAGAACUUAUCGUCCUUUCUACGGUCACUUAGCACACAGGUUCUGCCUAAGAAGCAAAACGUACAGAGAAUGUUUCGAGAAUCUGUUUGUGCAGCAAUACGCGACGGUUCACCGUCUGGAAACUAAUAAACUGAGUAAGGUAGCCAUGUUCUUUGCUCACGUGCUGGCCGCGGGAUCUCUACCGUGGCGUGUCCUUGGCAAUGUUUGGUUGACAGAGGAAGACACAACAUCAUCGUCACGUAUCUUUCUCAAGAUACUGUUCCAAGAACUCUCUGAGCAAAUGGGAUUGAGAGCGUUGAAUGAGAAGCUUCAGGAUCCGACCAUGGAGGACACUUUUGAGUCAAUGUUCCCAAAGGACCAUCCUAGGAACAUGAGGUUCUCCAUCAACUUCUUCACCUCAAUUGGUCUUGGAGGCAUCACUGAGAGACUCAGGCAGCUCCUCGCCCAGCGUCAGAAUCCGUAAUUAAUUAGAUGAGAUGGAGAAGAAGCGUAAAAGAAGAAGAGGUUGAUUAGUAUAAAGCUCUCUACAAAUUUUUAUUGUCUCUUUAUUUGGCUUGAAGUGUCUUAAAAAGAAAAUCAAAGAAAGGUU
Messenger RNA from Raphanus sativus (radish), 1729 nucleotides. RefSeq lists its product as uncharacterized. The record is from RefSeq and is a predicted model, not a curated record. Gene Ontology annotation, molecular function: RNA binding; protein binding. Gene Ontology annotation, biological process: mRNA splicing, via spliceosome. The transcript has a single exon. Lineage: Eukaryota; Viridiplantae; Streptophyta; Magnoliopsida; Brassicales; Brassicaceae. The coding region runs from base 89 to 1603 and encodes 504 amino acids. Gene Ontology annotation, cellular component: catalytic step 2 spliceosome.